CAGAUACGAACCAAGCAAACGAGCACCGGCAUUCAUCAAUGAUUCCUUACGUUCGGAAUUUCACAAGAAAUUUAUGGAUAAGUACAUUAAGUAGAUUAUAAUAAGCAUAACAAUAUAAGAUCGCGCAAUGACUCCUCCAUAUAUCAGAAUAAAUUUUGCUGGUAAAUUUAGUCAGUGUGUUUGUAUUCAUUCCAGGAAGUUCAAAUUAAAUUUUUGUCCUCAGAAAAAAAUGGUUCUGAAUUCAGUGCGACUCUUUGCAGCAAUUUAUCGAUUCUUGCUACUUCUGCCAAUGUCUAGGGAUUCCGGAAAGUCCUUCUUACGCAGUCGAAGUCUUACAUUCAUUAAUAGUUCCUGCGUCAUCUACUAUUGGAUUGGUUUUAUUGUUAGCCUGUCCACACAGGAUAUUAAGACGAAUCUCAUUUCCAAAACAUCCAAUGCCAUACAACUCCUUGUCAAUGCUCUCGGCUUCACAGUAGUCAUCCUGAAUCCAUGUAUCCGCUUCUCCUGCUUCCAGGAAAUACUCGUGCACAUUCAAACCCUAGAAGUUCGUCUCCUGACUAAUGGAAUUUUCUUCAAGGAUGGGAAAAUUCGUCGGAAUGCCUUAAUUUUCUUCAUCAUCCCCACAAUCUUUCUCCUCUACAUUCUCAUCUUUGAUUCAAUCCUCACUUUUAAAGUCCAGAAAACCCUCGGCAUCCUCUAUUGGAUAAUUAGCAUUAUUCCCUUUAAUUUCAUCCUUUUCACAAAUAUCCAACUCUGCCUAUUCCUCCUUCUAAUUCGAACGAUCCUCAAACGAUGCACGGAAAUCCUGGCCAGAGAGCUGUACACACCCCCGGCAAAAGUAUUUGUGGGAUCUAGCGAAAGACGACAACCAACCCUCAUUCCUGGCAUCUUCUACAUCCUGACUGAUGUGAUUGAUCUCUCUGAGCUCGUAAACACGUACUUUGGACCAAUUUUCUUGAUCACCUUCUCAUCAAUCUUCGUCACAAGUAGCAUCCAGUUAUACUACAUCUACAUAGUCCUCACGGCAGUAGAUGAUGAAAGCCCUUGGGAUAAUUUGAAGAUUUUUUCCUUCGUGGGAAGCAUUAAUAUUGUCUUUCCAAAUUUAAUUCUCUGCAUAACAGUGACGUGGCUUUGUCAGGGAAUCAGGAAUGUCUCAAGGAAAAAUGUUGUGCUUAUACAGAAACUCCAGAAUCGAGGAUCAAGGGAUCUUUUACCAGUUGAAAUUCAAAAAAUCGUUGCUGCUCUACCCUAUUGCACGAAUGAGAUAACAUUUAGUGCCAUGGAUUGCUUCAAGAUUGACCUUAACAUGUUGGUUGGGAUGUUUGGUACGAUCCUAACGUACCUCGUGAUUUUCAUUCAAUUUUCCAACAUCUACGGUGUUGGGUAUGACAUGACUCACCUGAUGAGGAGUGGCCUUACACGAGAUUCUAAGUCUAAUAUGUAAGAAAGAAAAGGAGUGUGAGAAGGGAAUGUAAUUUAUGUGUGCAUAUGUUAUUUUCUCACAAACUUUGGUAACAACAGCAGUUUAACUCGCAUUAAGCCCUUUUCUAUAAUACUCUUAAAUUCCAAAAUUGCAUCCAUUUUCCGCUCAAUUAGUUACGAGCAUUACGCGGCAUCUGACCACGAUGGACUUUCUUGCCUUCUCUGGGAGCUUUUUCAAGCAAUUUCGCAUUUUUGGAGUGCAUCCCAUCAAUAGGAUCAUUGGUGGUGGUGGGAAGAAUACUCCUGAAUCCUUUAGGGAUGUAGCAAGGGAUAAAUGGAGUACAGUAUUGGUGGUUAUCUUGCUGACGAUCUACUGGUUUGGCAUUGUAAUGUCCUUUUUCAUGGAUCACAAAGGAAACGACAAGAUUUCAGCCAUUUCCAAUAUCAUCCAACUCAUCCUCAAUGCUGUUGCCCUCACAACGAUCCUCACCAAUGGACUACUCAAAUUUCGCACCUUUGAUAACAUUCUACAGGAAUUUGCAUUGAUUGAUGAGAAUCUCAGAGGUGUGGGAAGAGCCAUAAAGUACCAUCGCUCAUUGAUCCUCUCACGAAGCAUUCUUUUGACGUUCAUCGGCUAUUUGAUCCUCUCAAUUGUCUUUGAUUGCUACGUUACGGUGAUACGGUACGAAAUGACUCCAAUUUGGUACUGGAUUGUCGCUACUCUACCUUCAGUUGUCUACUCUAUGUGCCUCCUGCAAGCCAUGUUCAUCAUCACGUGGAUCUCUACACGAUGCCAUCUCGUCAAUUCCAUCCUCCGUCAUGAUGCGAGAGCGCGCUACCUUAAAUCCCUCCCAACUGUGCUCUCCAUUACGG
Messenger RNA from Lutzomyia longipalpis, 2295 nucleotides. RefSeq lists its product as uncharacterized. The coding region runs from base 128 to 1444 and encodes 438 amino acids. The transcript is spliced from 2 exons. The record is from RefSeq and is a predicted model, not a curated record. Gene Ontology annotation, cellular component: neuronal cell body; membrane; axon. Gene Ontology annotation, biological process: sensory perception of taste. NCBI's taxonomy places the organism in Eukaryota, Metazoa, Arthropoda, Insecta, Diptera, Psychodidae.